This is a messenger RNA of Aptenodytes forsteri (emperor penguin), 1254 nucleotides long. RefSeq names its product serpin family E member 3 (gene SERPINE3). The coding region runs from base 1 to 1254 and encodes 417 amino acids. The transcript has 9 exons. Gene Ontology annotation, molecular function: serine-type endopeptidase inhibitor activity. Gene Ontology annotation, biological process: negative regulation of endopeptidase activity. Lineage: Eukaryota; Metazoa; Chordata; Aves; Sphenisciformes; Spheniscidae. The record is from RefSeq and is a predicted model, not a curated record.
AUGGAGGCGAGCAUCUGCUGCGAACAAGCCCUUGAGCAUGACACGGUAAGCCAGCUGGCUGUCACAGAUUCCCCUAUUUACUUUAAUGGAAAUUUUAGCCCUCCUGCAAACUGCAUCUCCUAUGAUGAGCUGAAAGAGCUGAAGACUGAAUUUGCCAUCAAUCUCUACCGGCAUGUAUCGGAAGCAGAGAACAGAACCAAUCUGGUAGUCUCUCCAGCAAGCGUGGCUGUUUCUUUGGAGCUGCUGCAGUUUGGAGCUCAAGGAAAUACCUUUACGGAGCUGCAGGAUGCCCUAGGAUACAACAUUCAUGAUCAAAGUGCGCAGGACUUCUUGCACACUGUGUAUGAAGGAGCAACAGACUCCAGCCAAGGCACUCUGGUUCAGCUGGCAUGUUCCUUCUUCGUGGACGCUGGCGUGCAGCUGUCGCCCCACUUCACUGCACGUGCUGCACGCUGGGCAAACAGCAGCCUGCAGCAAACCAACUUCACUGACCCCAACAAAACCGCAGCCCAAAUACAGGAAUGGAUCACCGGUAACCUUGGAGAUGGGGAUGUGCGUGGCAUGCCAUUAGAGAGCGCUGGGUCACCACUCAGCCAGGUCUCCCUGGUGAGCACCAUGUACUUCAAAAGCACGUGGCAAAAGAAGUUUUCCAUUAUGGAUACCCAGAUGUUGCCUUUUACCACGGCGGAGGGCUCAACCAUGAAAGUGCCCACAAUGCAUCACACAGCCGAAGUUAACUACGGACAAUUCCAGACUGCAGCUCUGGAGGCUUUCAGCGUGGUCGAGUUACCCUACCUGGGGGAGAAACUCAGCAUGUUCCUAGUGCUUCCCAGCCACAAAAGAACACCUUUGUCCCAGAUUGAGUCUCACCUUUCUGCCAAAACCAUAACCCUCUGGGCCAACAGCUUAAAGAGAACGAAGAUGGACAUUUUUCUACCUAGGUUCAGUAUUCAAAGCCUUUUUGACCUAAAGACAGUUUUUUCUGCCUUGGGAAUUAGAGAUGCAUUUGAUCCCAUCACUGCUAAUUUUAAAGGUAUUUCAGAGCAAGGUAGUCUUUAUAUUUCAGAAGCUAUUCACAAAGCAGAGAUUGAAGUAACAGAAGAUGGUACAAAGGCAUCAGGAGCUACAGCAAUGGUAUUACUAAAAAGAUCUCGAACGCCUAUUUUCAAAGCAGACAGGCCUUUCACAUUUUUCCUGAGACAAGCUAACACAGUAAUAACAGAAAUGUAUUUUCCAAGACUUAAAAUGGCAUAG